Trichogramma pretiosum is the source of this 2740-nucleotide messenger RNA. Its product is annotated as kielin/chordin-like protein. Gene Ontology annotation, molecular function: protein binding. Bases 352 to 2478 code for a protein of 708 amino acids. The record is from RefSeq and is a predicted model, not a curated record. The transcript has 9 exons. NCBI's taxonomy places the organism in Eukaryota, Metazoa, Arthropoda, Insecta, Hymenoptera, Trichogrammatidae.
AGCAAAACAUCCCAAACAAAGCGAGCGUGUGUAGAGCAAUGAGCCACGUUAUAACACAAGUCGCGCGAAAAUCGGCAUUGAUACACACGCUCUCGUCAUGCAGGAAGAGAGAUCGCUCGAGAGGUUUGCAAUUAAUGGUUAAAACAUUUUUUCAUCCACCAAAUACAUACAUAAACGAAGGCGCGGCUCACACGCCGGAUACAUUAAUUAGACGCAACUUAAGUUCCUUAAGCCAAUAGAGUGAAUUAUCAAUCACGUGUUCAUAUUUUUUCUUCGACGCAUCCCACCGCUUACAUCCAUGAAAAACCAAAAAGAGCCGGUUGGAAUUUAUUGUUUAGACAAGCUUACAGUAUGCACAUGUUUGCAAUUAUAUCAUCGACGACAAUAAGUUUCGCGAUCGGCAUUUUCCUUUUCGUUUGUUUUGCGCAACAAAGCUCGACGGCGACGGCGCAACAGCUCAUGGGCAUCGAAGAAAAGUGCAACAUCGAGGGUCAGCCGAUAAGUGUCAAUGAUAUACCGGGCAUGAGGUGCUUCGAUUGUACCUGCAAGAACGGAUACGUCGUGUGUCAGAAACAUCAGUGCGAAGACAUCGAGGGCUGCUACGUUUUGCAUCAGGUCAACAAAAACGACUGCUGUGCGCCUUGCAAAGGUUGCACGAGAAACGGAAUUCAUCAUCCGUCCGAGAGUUCGUGGACGGAACCUGGUGAUCCCUGUCGAACGUUUUCUUGUAAAGCUGGGGUAAUUACGGAAUCGCGCAUCGAAUGUUAUACGCCUUGUACAGAGUCUUUGGCACCGGAAGUUGGACAAUGUUGCCCAAAGUGUCCAGCCAAGGGCUGCGAACUGCAAGAUCAAAUAAUCGACACGAAUACUCACCUUGUGACAAUAGACGAUCCAUGCGUUACUUGUAGCUGUUCAAUGGAAAAUAUCAACUGCACCAAAAGAGUGUGUCCAGUUCUCAACUGUCCAUCGUCGAAAAUUGUUCAUGACCGCGACGAGUGUUGUCCACGCUGCCUCGGUAGUGGCAAAUACUUGGAUCCACCGAACGGCGACUGCUUGCUCGACAUGCAGGUUUAUCGCAACGGCAGCCAUUUCAAAUUGGACGAUUGCACCGAUUGUCGCUGCACCGAUACGGUCCUGCACUGCUCCAAGCGGAGCUGUCCCGUUCUUCGAUGCAAGCGCGAGCAUCAGACGACAACGCCUGGCUACUGCUGUCCACAAUGUAAAUACGGCACGGAGAUGAAUCUGAGACCAAAGCCAAAUAGAGUGAGGGUCGGUACGACGACAACGACUACGCCGAGCUCGAAUCCCAAUAAACAAUUUAGCGAUCCUCAUGGAAUCGAUCAAAGUUCGAAUCAACAUACGAAUAAGCUCAAAGAUACGAAAGUUGUCGAGUCGGAGGAUUACUACGACGAUUACGUAGAAUCUCAAAACGAAUACGAAGAUUAUGCAAAGCCAUUAGCUCCGUCGAGUUCAAAGAGAAAAGCGAAUUGCGUCGUCGAUGCCACUGUACACAAGAGCGGCCAAGUAUGGAAUACAACAGCGUGCCAAACCUGCAAGUGCUACGAUGGAAAAAUCGAUUGCAAGCCGCUGAUGUGUCCAGCCGUGACUUGCCCGAAAAACAAGCAAUUGCGAAUUCCCCCCGACCAGUGCUGUCCAGUCUGCUCGAGCGCGCGAGAGCCUCAAUCCGGCCAGCAAGAGCAGGCGCGCACCUGCACCGUCUUCGGAGGCUCGCACUUUCGCAGCUUCGAUGGCAAGAUGUACUCGUUCAUCGGGUCCUGCAAGUAUCAACUGGUCGGUGAUUGCGACGCCGGUACCUUCAGCAUCCGCCUGAAGAAUUCCGUCGUUGGCAACGACGCCAGCAUGAAGAGAAUAUCCCUGCGAUUGGCCGGCGCCAGGAUAGAUCUGCAGAAUAAUCGCAAUACCAAAGUCAACGAUCGAAUCGUCGAUUUACCCUACAAGUUGGGCAAAAAAUUGGAUAUACACGAGACGAGCGACCACAUAGUCAUCGUUAAUUCGAAUAUCGGUGUCAAGGUUCUCUGGGACUACGUCGGCUUUCUCGAAAUCACGGCCAGCAAGGAUUAUCGCAAAAAACUCUGCGGCCUGUGCGGCAACUACAAUUCUGUACCUGACGAUGACUUGACAACUCGGGAAGGUAUCCUGGUCGACGAUCCGGCCACUUUCGCACAGUCCUGGUCGACCGAUGACGUGUGCCACGAAACGCGAAAUUACGGCAUACGCGGCUGCGAUCCCAAAAAAGACCACAGGUUGUGCAAUUAUAUCAAAGGACCGGCAUUCGAGAAGUGCAGCAAAAGGAUCAACGUCGCGCCCUACUACGAGGCGUGUCUCAGAGAUAUGUGCCAGUGUCAGACUGACGACUUGCUCUGCCACUGCGAGUCGUUCGCUAAUUACGCGCGAGACUGUAGGCGACUGGAUAUUUUGCUACCGAAGUGGCGAAAAUCUGUCGGUUGUCUCGCUUAAAAUUGCGAGCGAGCAUAGAGUUCGUUGAAUAAUGUCUGUAUUCAAUACUGCUCCAACGAUAAUGUUAAGUUUCAAUUAUUACAUUUUUGUUAACGUAUUAAUUAAGAAAGAUAAUAAUUUAUCUGAAUCUCAUCGAAAAUAAUUUGCCUAAAAUUUCUUAUCAAUUUUUAAUACAUUCAUUUCUUUCGAUAGUUACUAAUUAUCGUCGUGUAAGAUAUGGCUCAAAAAAUUAAAUUCAGAAAGGGUACAAGUCAACCAUGAA